Messenger RNA from Rotaria sp. Silwood1, 1362 nucleotides. Lineage: Eukaryota; Metazoa; Rotifera; Eurotatoria; Philodinida; Philodinidae. The record is from the annotation of a GenBank genome assembly.
AUGUUGGUUAUAGAGAAUUUCAUAUUUAAAUUAAAUAAAGCAACAAGUUCGACUAAGUAUUAUCGAUGUAAUGAUCCAUGUUGCAGUGUUGUUGUUCAUACUGAUCUUGAAGAUAAUUUGCUGAAAAUCAAUGAUGAUCAUUGUCAUCCACCAGAACCUGAAGAAGUUCAGAUUCGAACAUUUAGACAAGCAGUGAAAACACGUGCUAUAAAUGAAACUACACCUAUACCCCAAAUUUAUGAUGAAGAAGCACUGCGAAUAGAUCUUUCACAAUUAUCAAUUGCUGCUUUACCAUCUCAGAGAGAAAUGAGUCACACCUUAAACAAAGCACGUCGUUUCCAAACACCACCAAUUCCUGAUACUCAAUUAUUUGAUUUACCUGAAUGUUAUACAAAAACAAUUAAAGGUUUAUCAUUUUUAUGUAUUGAUCAAUUAGUAAAACGUAAAACGCGAAUGUUGGUAUUCGCUUCCAAUGAACAACUAAAAAUGUUGUUUAAUAGUUCAGUUGUGUUAAUGGAUGGUACGUUUUCUUCUUCACCAUCAAUAUUUAGUCAAGUUUACUGCAUACACUCAAUAAAAUAUGAACAAUCAUUUGUCUGUGUUUUCGCUCUUUUACCUGAUCAGAAAAAAACUACGUACAAAUUUUUAUUAAAUGGAUUACGUGAUAAAGCUGCUGAAAUGAAUAUGGUGUUUAAUCCAACUACUAUCAUGUCAGAUUUUGAAGGAUCUCUUCUAGAAGUUUUAAAAAGUGAAUUUCCUAACAGUCAGCAUCGUGGGUGUUAUUUUCACCAUAACCAAGCGAUUUAUCGGAAUAUUCAAAAAUUAGGUUUAUCAAGUGCAUAUGUUGAUGAUGAUCAAAUUCGAAUAAUUUGUCGAAAACUUAUGGCUUUGGCUUUAUUGCCCCUUUCAUUAGUUAUUGAAGCAUUUGAUAAUCUCUAUGAUUCGGUUCUUGAAUCAUCAUCAACAACAUUUAAGUUACUUGAACCUUUAUUUAAAUAUUUCGAGAAUCAAUGGAUCAAAACAGUUGAAAUAAAAAUAUGGAAUGCGUAUGGGAUACAAAUGCGCACUAAUAACAAUUGUGAAGGGUAUCACAAUCGGUUAAAUUCAAGAGUAUGUAAAUAUCAUCCAAACAUAUGGACAUUCAUCAGAUGUAUACAAGGUGAAGAAAACAGAUUCAAUCAUUUGCUUAUUCAAAUGAAAGGUGGUCUUGCAGCUCGUCCACAAACGAAAACAACUCAAGCUAUUCAAAAACGUAUUGAUAAUUUAUAUGCUCGUUAUGAGAACAAGGAAGUGUCACCCGAUGAAUUAUUGGAAGGCUUAUCAUUUGUAGUUGCUAAAAAUAGCAAAUCAAAAAAAAAAUAA